Messenger RNA from Pogona vitticeps (central bearded dragon), 3643 nucleotides. It is a transcript of the gene NUTM1, whose product is annotated as NUT midline carcinoma family member 1. The record is from RefSeq and is a predicted model, not a curated record. NCBI's taxonomy places the organism in Eukaryota, Metazoa, Chordata, Lepidosauria, Squamata, Agamidae.
CAAACCUAGAGCUCAGUCAACAAUGUGAGAUCUUCAUGGAAACCGAACGGCCCAGUCGUGUAUUUCUCAGAAGUCCCUGUUUCUGACCCACAGCCAUGAAGACUCUCAGAACAGGACUUCACGGAGAGAUGGGAGAGGGCACCUGCUCCUUUGAAUGCCUCCCUUGACUUCAGAUUCUUCCUCCCACAGAGCCAUGACCUCCACGGCCCAUAACCCAGGCCCCACCCUUCCUCCCUGUCCCCCCAGUGCCCCCUCGCUGCUCUUGCCCGCCUUCCCUGGCGCCGCUCUGUUGGUAACGUCCCCCGAUGCUCCGGGAAGCAAGCUGAUCAUCAAGCUUAAAAGGGAAGGACCCAUCGCGGGGAAUUCGGAGGAGAUGCCCCGCACGCAGACGUUCUUCUUGACGGGGAUGCCGUUGAGCUGGGGUGCUCAGUGCCGAGACGGGCCGGUGGGUCCAGGUGUUCGUACUCUGCUGCUGGCGAAAGCUGGCGAAGAGAUGGGCGCCAGGAAGCCCAGAGGGCCGGAGGUGGCCCCGUCCGUCCGAGCGCCCCCUCCCGGGGAGACUUCCUUUGCCUGUACCUCCAAGGGGGUUUACGAGAAUUACCGGCGUUGGCAACGCUACAAGGCCUUGGCUAGGCGUCAUUUCCCAGCCAGCCCGGAUGCUGAAGCUCUCGCUUGUUUCUUCAUCCCUGUGCUCCGCUCGUUGGCCCGCCUUCGCCCCGACAUGACCCUGGAGGAUGGGGUUCCCCGCGCCGUCCAAGAGUGGGAUCACAGCACCAACUUUGAGCGCAUGAUCUUCUAUGAGAUGGCGGAAAAAUUCAUGGAGUUUGAAGCAGAAGAAGAGCAGCAAAUCCAGAAGAUGACGCUGUUGGCCAACUGUUCUAAGUUCCAAGCGCCGCCCUCCAAACCCGCCAAGCCGCCUGUUUCUCCUGCCUCUGAGUCUGGGCAACAGCAAGUUUACAUCCCCAAGAAAUCGGCCUGCAAGAGCCACCAGCCCCGACGCCGCCAGCGCCGUCCAGCCAGCACUCCCACCCCGGGAGCCCCCCGGGAGAUCCCGGCCGAGGCGGUGUACCAAUAUGCGGAGAUCAUGGAUGGCCUGGAGACCUCUUGGGAAGAAGAAGAGGAGGAGGAGGAGAAAAAAGAGCAAAGGCUGUCCCAAGGCUCCCAAGGGCUGGAGGAUGGGAUGUUGCCGGACCCUUCCCUUCAGCAGUAUAUUGACUUGUUGUGUGACGAUGAAGAAUUUGUCUGUAAGGUUGAAGCCAUCAUCCAUCCACAAUUCAUGGCUCACUUACUGUCUCCAGAGAAAAGCCAAGAUCCCUUGGAUCUGGUAGAUGAACUAGUGGAGGAGUUACACCUGACACCCAGCCAGCUGACAGAGAAGAGACUCCUGGCACUGACUGAAGAAGAAAAGAAUCCCUCGGUCUACCCCACCUCCCAUUCUGGGUCCACACCCUCACAGUCUGAGGAGGAAGAUGAGGUCGGUGGCAAUGGCAAAGGAGAAGGCCCUUCAUGCCAGACCACAAAGAGGCCUUCCGUCAACAAGGGUUUUAGAACAGGUCAGGCAGAAUUGCCUCCAUCAGCCGGCAGCUCCCCACAAGCGCCACUUUUGCACCCCCAAUGCGCAGACAGAAGUUUUCCAUCAAAGGAUGUCAGAACGUCAUCAGGACCCUCUCCUCACCAAUGUAAUAGCAGUAACACCAAGGACGCAAAUCGAUUCCCUUUCUUGAAGAACAGAGUGGAGGAAGAAACCCAGAAUUCGCAAGCUGGAGGUCACGCCGUUGAAGCCUCUGCUCGUAUCCAACACAUCAAGAUGAAGGCCAUUCCUAACGUAACAGGGACCAACCACUUUACUAGGAACUUAACAUCGCAAGGAGGAAGUGAGGAAAGACAAGGCAUUCCAAGGCCAUCUACCAUGGAACAUUCUAAGCAAAAUGGUAGCCAAGGAAGAAAAGCAAAGGGUCAAGAGGUGAUCCCUAAGGCCAUAGAGCACAGAAGUCAUGCUACUACAGGACGGCUCUUUAAUAGAACUCAGUUAGUUAGGAAUAACCCACCAUUAGUCUACAAAAAAGGCAGGAAACAAGAUGGUACCCAGCAAGGGGAGGUCAAAGGUUUGAAGAAGACUCAGGCUAUCCGGAAAGAUGCUUUGAAGGGAAUAGAUGAGCGACCAGAUGUAAACAAAAUAUUAAUAGUGGGCCAGAUAGCGGGACAAAGUGCUCAAAAGUUAACUUUGAAUGGAUGUAGAGAACUAAAUGUUGACCAUUGUUCAUCCAACGUUGAACAGAUCAAAGGUCAGUCCCAAAUUCAAGACAAUAGGGGAUCUGAGGACAACUCAAAUAAAGCAGAGCUUGGCUGUCAGAAUAAGGAGAUGACAUCUCAUUGGGACAGCCCUAUAAAACAAGAUAGCCAGCAACUUAUUCCGUUUGAUUGUGGAAAAAAAGAUGGCUGCCACAGAGUGGUAGGCCAUGAUCAAUACCAGUUCCAGUCUGUCCAAAAAGUUACAAAAUGUAAGUUCACUGUACCUGCAACUGAGAUUGAAAAUGUCAACCCAUGUGGCCAAAAGGUGGUAAGGCAAGGCAGCCCAAAACUGGCCACUUCUAGGUCAGGAAAUGAACCGAACGACCAAAUAGCGAAAGUCGAAUCUCAUAAUCAGUUACACACUGAGCGGAAACAAACCAAGGCCGUAACCGUGAAGAAUAACCGUCCUGCGAAAACCACAAAGGUAUCUGCAGAUAAACAACCGUUACCAAAACAGUUGACCUUGGUUAGACAAGAUGGCCAACCAUCAGCUGAUCCACCUCGAUUGGGAACUGAUCCGGCGUGUGUUGAACCCAGCAGGGAAAGUGAGCAACCGUUGACUUCAUCUGAUCCGAGUGGGAUAGGAGUGCUUAAAUAUAAGCUGUCUGGCAGAGAGUUGGAGCCACUACAAAUUUCCACCGUCUCAGUGCUGGAGUCCCCGUCUUCAAGUAUCCAGACAGGCCUCAAGACAUCCCAGAAUUCUCAGCCGCUGCUAAUCGAUCAGCGCCCAGUCACUCCUUGCAUGGAAGACCUCCCGGAUGACAAGCAGACUCUAAAUCCCACUCUGAUUUCUUCAAGCUUUGUCCUUGUGAUGGAAGCCAAUGGAGGCAGCUGUGGUCCAAGUAGAGACCAUACCCCUGGACCUACCAGUCCCAAUGUAGUGCCAGCAUCCGCACCGCUCAUUCCCCAAAAAGCCAGCAGCAGCCAUGACAAUGAGGAACCCAACCAGGAGGAAUCUGAGUGUAGCAACUCUUGCCAAUUCCACAGCUCACACCUCGAGAUAAAGAUCCCGAGUAAGUUGGAAGACGGAAGUGUGCUCCAGAAGGUCAAUAAAGAAGAGGAGGAGGAGGAUGCAGAGCUGUCCAGCUUCUCCUCCUUGCUUGCCUCUAAGCUCAGCCUCUCACCCUACAAUAAUCUUCCCCCAAUGGAUCGGGAUCAAGGGGGCACCCAGCCCUCCUUGCCCACAGAAACAUGGCAACAAGGGGCUUCCGCCAGGAGAGAGAUGACCCACGAUGCCACUUCUUUUCCAAACAAACACCUGGAGCCCAAACCAUCUGCCCAACAUUGUUGCCACAAGAGACGGAGUACUAGCUCAGGUCCUAGGAGGAGUAAGCGUCUUCGCAACCAGUAA